This is a messenger RNA of Saprolegnia parasitica CBS 223.65, 573 nucleotides long. RefSeq lists its product as hypothetical. Gene Ontology annotation, molecular function: damaged DNA binding. The record is from RefSeq and is a predicted model, not a curated record. Lineage: Eukaryota; Oomycota; Saprolegniomycetes; Saprolegniales; Saprolegniaceae. Bases 1 to 573 code for a protein of 190 amino acids. The transcript has 2 exons. Gene Ontology annotation, biological process: nucleotide-excision repair, DNA damage recognition; nucleotide-excision repair involved in interstrand cross-link repair; base-excision repair. Gene Ontology annotation, cellular component: nucleotide-excision repair factor 1 complex.
AUGGAUUCACCAGCCAAGCCUGCAGCCUGCGAGAGCUGCCACUUGGACCUGCCGUGCGACCAAGACUUCUUCGCGACCUUUGGCCUCUACGUCUGUCGCUCGUGUCGCUACGACAGUCCAGCGUACGUGCUGCUGACCAAGGACGCGGCGAAGAAGCGCUUUCUCCUACCCGACAGCGCCUUUGAAGACCUCCCAUGCUUGCGACGGCCCAACCCCAAGAACGAGCGCUUCGCACCACUCAAGCUCUUCUUGACCAAGACGUGCGAGGCCACAUGCAUCGAAUUGUUCGGUAGCCUCGAAAAGAUGCUGGUAGAGAAGGAGCAGCGCGAGAGGAAACGCUUCGAGAAAGCGGUGUCGCGCACCAAGUCGGUCGUCGCCAGCUACGGCAAGCGAAAAGCAAGCCUCUCGACGCUCAGCGGUGCUACACUCUUUCAGGCGCCCAAAGCCAAGAAAGCCAAGCCGGUCGAGGUCGCCGAGCACGAGCAUGCGUACGACACACACGAAGACCAAGGCGAUGGUCUCUGGGUCAAGGCCUGUGCGUGCGGCCUGCGUGUAACAUAUCACAAGCUUUGA